AUGUUGUCUAAACACUUGCUAUGCCUCCUUUUAGGAGCGGUGUUUCUCACCACUUCUACCUUUGCAGAUUAUUAUCAACCUCCCACUUAUAAGCCUCCAACAGAAAAACCACCUGUUUAUAAGCCUCCUACUAAGAAGUCACCCACUUAUAAACCUCCAGUUGAGAAACCACCUGUUCAUAAGCCACCAGUUGAAAAGCCACCUGUUGAAAAGCCACCUGUUUAUAAGCCUCCAAUUGAGAAACCUCCUGUUCACAAGCCACCAGUUGAGAAGCCACCUGUGUACAAGCCACCAGUUGAGAAACCUCCUACUCACAAGCCCCCAGUAGAGAAACCUCCUGUUAACAAGCCACCAGUUGAGAAACCGCCUGUACACAGCCCACCAGUUGAGAAACCACCCAUCUAUAAACCACCAAUUAACAAGCCCCCAGUUGAGAAACCCCCUGUUUAUAAGCCCCCAGUGGAGAAACCUCCUGUUUACAAGCCACCAGUUGAGAAACCACCAGUGUACAAGCCACCAACUGAGAAACCACCUAUCUACAAGCCACCAGUUAACAAGCCUCCAAUUGAGAAACCUCCUGUGUAUAAGCCCCCAGUUGAGAAACCUCCUGUGUACAGGCCCCCAGUGGCAAAACCACCUGUUUACACAUCACCAGUUGAGAAACCACCAGUUAAAAAGCCCCCAGUUGAGAAGCCUUCGGUUUAUAAGCCUCCAGUGAAAAAACCACCAGUUUACAAGACACCAGUUGAGAAACCACCUAUGUAUAAGUCGCCAAUUGAGAAACCACCUGUGUACAAAUCCCCAGUUGAGAAACCACCUGUUUAUAAGCCACCAUCUUAUGGUCACUAG
Neltuma alba is the source of this 849-nucleotide messenger RNA. RefSeq names its product repetitive proline-rich cell wall protein 2-like. Lineage: Eukaryota; Viridiplantae; Streptophyta; Magnoliopsida; Fabales; Fabaceae. Gene Ontology annotation, molecular function: structural constituent of cell wall. Bases 1 to 849 code for a protein of 282 amino acids. The record is from RefSeq and is a predicted model, not a curated record. The transcript has a single exon. Gene Ontology annotation, cellular component: extracellular region.